This is a messenger RNA of Brassica oleracea var. oleracea, 1015 nucleotides long. Its product is annotated as protein C2-DOMAIN ABA-RELATED 9. NCBI's taxonomy places the organism in Eukaryota, Viridiplantae, Streptophyta, Magnoliopsida, Brassicales, Brassicaceae. The coding region runs from base 301 to 858 and encodes 185 amino acids. The record is from RefSeq and is a predicted model, not a curated record. The transcript is spliced from 4 exons.
CAAAAAAGUAUACGUGUGAGAAAUGCGAAAGAAGGAAGAAGAACCCUAAAGAAAGUAAAGGAGCAGCGAUGAAAUCGGUUAGGCGAAAUCUGCGGAAUGGAGCUGUCGAUACUGUUUUUGGAACUCCGCGUCGAUGUUCCUCGUCAAAACUCUUAUCUCCUUCAGAUCGUUUCCGGUUUUUAUAAAUCAGAUCAAAAAACCCUUUAAUUUGGGUUUGAGAGAGUCCCGUGUUAAUCUUCCAUUAUCUCCGACUUGGGUUUUCGCUUUAAUCGGAUAAAGUCUAAACCUUUCUCGCAAACGAUGGAAGAUAAACCUCUGGGGAUUCUUAGGGUUCAUGUCAAAAGAGGGAUCAAUCUCGCCAUUCGCGAUUCCACCAGCAGUGAUCCUUAUGUUGUUGUCACGCUGGGCAAUCAGAAACUGAAGACGCGUGUGAUCAAUAGUAAUUGUAAUCCAGUGUGGAACGAACAACUGACCCUUUCCAUCAAAGAUGUGAAUGACCCUAUCCGUCUGACAGUGUAUGAUAAAGACAGAUUCUCGGGAGAUGACAAAAUGGGUGAUGCGGAAAUAGACAUGAGGACUUUCUUAGAAGCGCAUCAGAUGGAGUUAGAUUUUCAAAAACUCCCAAAUGGUUGUGCGAUCAAGAGGAUCCGUCCAGGGAGGACCAACUGUUUGGCUGAAGAGAGCAGCAUCACCUGGAGCAAUGGGAAGAUCAAACAAGACAUGAUUCUUAGACUUAGGAACGUGGAGUGUGGGGAACUGGAGAUUAUGCUUGAGUGGACUGAUGGUCCUGGCUGCAAGGGUCUUGGACGCGAAGGAUCUAAGAAGACACCAUGGAUGCCAACUAAACGAUUGGACUAAAGUGCAGAAAUGUUGAAGAGAGAUUGUGCAUGGAAAGACGAGUUUGUCUUUUCGUCUCUUUUGAUUAUUAUGACAGAAGACUCUGCUUUGUGUCUUUAGUUGUACAAGUCGAAUACUCGAACCCAACCCUUAAUAUAUAUAUAUUUGUAUCUGUUUC